GACCUGGAAGGUAAGUGGGUUUCUAGGUGAUUAUGGCUGAUUCCUUUUUGAUUUUCUUCUCUUCCACCUGAUUUUGGUCUUAUUGUAUUAUYGUUGCCUUCCUUGUUUACGAAACACUGUGUUGACAGGUUCGACGCCGUGCCGUUGUUCCUGCCUUUCACAAAAAGUGGCUUAACCGAAUGAUUACACUCUUCAACGAACGAGCUGAAAUAUUAUGUGCCGACCUAGAGAAAAAGGAAGGAAAGGUGGUAGACAUGGAAGAACGAUUCUGUUCGGUGACUUUAGAUAUCAUCGGUAAAGCAGUUUUCAAUUACGACUUUGGUUCGGUUACUAAGGAAUCGCCAAUCGUGAAGGCUGUAUACAGAGUUUUGAGAGAAGCAGAGCACCGCUCAUCUUCAUUUAUCCCAUACUGGAAUCUGCCCUAUGCUAGUCAGUGGAUGGGUGGACAAAUAGAAUUCCGACGAGACAUGACCAUGUUGGACGACAUAUUGGCAGACUUAAUYAAUAAGGCUGUAACGACGAGGAGCGAAGCCACAGUCGAAGAGUUGGAAGAGAGAGACAAUUCUGAUGAUCCUUCACUUCUACGAUUUUUGGUAGAUAUGCGUGGGGAAGAUUUGAGUUCCAUGGUUUUGCGAGACGAUCUAAUGACAAUGUUGAUUGCUGGACACGAGACAACAGCUGCCAUGUUGACCUGGACUCUUUUCGAGCUUGCGAAGGGCGAUCCAGCUAUGUUCCAAGAAAUUCAAAAUGAAGUCCGAACAGUAUUGAAAGAUAAGGAUAGACCGGACUACGACGAUGUUGUUGCUAUGAAAAAGAUGCGAUACGCGCUCAUUGAAGGUCUGAGACUAUACCCAGAACCACCCGUGUUGAUCCGAAGAGCACGUACGGAAGACACCUUGCCUCAGGGAAGCUCCGAAAUGAAGGACGGAAUCAAGGUUUUGAGAGGAACCGAUAUUUUCGUAUCCACAUGGAAUCUUCACCGCAGUCCUGACCUCUGGGAAGAUCCSUAUACAUUUGAUCCCACAAGGUGGGAACGACCCUACAAAAACCCGAAGGUGAAAGGCUGGGCAGGGUAUGAUCCCGACAAGGUCACAGGUCUCUACCCCAACGAAAACGCUGCGGAUUUCGCCUUUUUGCCGUUUGGCGGAGGUGCACGAAAAUGUGUUGGCGACCAAUUUGCCGUAUUGGAAGCCGCUGUAACAUUCUCUGUUCUCAUCAAGAAUUUUGACUUUGAGUUCGAAGGAAGUCCAGACGAYGUUGGGAUGCAAACRGGAGCUACGAUUCACACAAUGAACGGAUUGAAAAUGAGGCCGGCGAAGGUCAAUGCUGAUGAUCCAUUGCAUUCCACCGGUGGAUGGUGGGAGCGUCAGCAUUUAAAGCGUGGACUUAAYGCUAGCGGCAGACCCUACCAUUCCAAAGAAGAAGUAGAAUACCAGAACAAACCCAAACACGAAAGACCYGAUGACCCUGGGAUUCCCAUGUCGCAUUAGACUCGCUCAAUUGCAAGCAGCACGAAACGUUUUGCGUCGGAUCCUUGCAAUUUCUWUUACCUAUGAUUCAGCUAGGGCUACUAUUAAAGAGAMAAACAUAAA
Messenger RNA from Pseudo-nitzschia multistriata, 1592 nucleotides. NCBI's taxonomy places the organism in Eukaryota, Bacillariophyta, Bacillariophyceae, Bacillariales, Bacillariaceae. The record is from the annotation of a GenBank genome assembly.